CUUUGAAACGCCAUUCGCGUCUGUUGGGUGUAUUGUUCGAGCGUGAAUAAGCAAAUCUAACACAGCAGUUUAUGGACAUGAUUUGGUCAGUUUGCGGAUAGGUGUCGCGUGUUUUGUUGAUAUAUAUUUGAACGUCACAAUGCGAACAGUGGUUUUACAGUUGAUGUAAUUGAUAUUUUAUACCGUGUCAAAGAAAAGUUGGUAGCCAUUUUGAAUGGCUAACGAUGUCAUGGCUGGAGCGAGGAUGUAUGGGCAAUGCAGUGCAGUAGAAAGGAAAGCCAAACAACGGGAAACUGAUGUUCAUGCAGUGGUGGAUGUAUGACAUUCUUGUUCAAGGCUGGUCAGAGACUCACUAUGGCAACCUCAGUACACAGUGGAGAACAGGAUCAUUGUUCGGUGGAUUACAGGACACAGAAAUUGCUACAGUUUGUGUUUUCUAUGAAUCAGGAAAGAUCCUUCUGUUGGAGUGAUGUCAUCAAGUCCUCAUGUAUCUUAUAGCCAAAGUGUCCUUCCCUUGUUUAUGGGUAAAAGCAGAAACACCACGUUUGUUCUGGACACCUCUAAUGGAAUGAAUGCCUUUAUGGGGCCAAUGAAGAAUCUUAUCAUCCAAACCCUCACUGCUAAAGCUUCACUUAGAGACUCGCUUUUCAACAUUAUCAGCGUUUCAUACAAGGCAACUGCAUGGUCUUCUCACAUGUUACUCUGCACCCCUGAUAUUGUUUAUCAAGCCUUGAACUGGAUUCACACAUUACAGACAAGUCCUGGCAGAGACCUCUACACUGCACUGGCCUUAGCCUUCUCUGACCCUGCCUGUCAGUCUGUCCAUUUAGUGACCAGUGGUCUCCCAGACAACCCCACACAAUGCCUGGCUUCAUUAUCAACCCUGGUGACUCGCCCUGUGCAUACCUUUCACAUAUCUGACAGUCCCAUGAAAAGUGACAUCUCAGACUUCUUGCAAUGCGUCUCUUCCACCACUAGAGGGAGCUGUUUCAACAUGUCUGUGAACUCAGGGAACGUUGUAGAGAUCAGUUUGUUACAUUCAACGGAUCACCAGAUUCAAACGCCAUCAUAUCUAGAAGACAGAUGGCCUUCAGGGGUGGAUUUCAAUCAUGGCUCAUACUACAACUCCACCAGUUGUGUAUGUUCUGCACCAUACUGGUGUUCCCCAACAAAUCAUUUUAGUACAGUAUCAUGUGUAUCUACAAGGGUAAUCAGAGGUGCCGAGUUUUAUCCUGGCUGUCGUGUUUUAGCCAGAAGUGAGAGAGAUGGGUUUUACUAUUUGGGGACCAUUAUACAUCAGGGCAGAGGAAAUGUUUAUAUGGUGGAGUUUGAUAAGGUCAUGGGACCUAUAGAAAAUGCCUUUAUGGAAACAAUAAAUGCAGUUCAGCCAACUUACCAGCCUGAUAUGGUGAGUCUAAGCAUUGCACAUGGACACAGUAUAGCUCCAGGUGACACUGUUCUUGUUCCAUGGGAGCCAGACCUGAGACGAUAUGGACCUGGAAGAGUCAUCUCUGGUAUGGAGCUAAGAGACUCGAUAAAAGGUGAUUAUGUAAGCAUUGGACCUCAGGUUCGCUUUUGGAACGGGAUUACAAUGCACGUCCCCAAAGAUCUUGCAGUAUGGAUUCCAGCCUCCCACCAUGAGCAAGUGAUUAAGGACCUCCAGUAUUAUUCAGCCAGGCCGUGUUGUUGUAGGGUUUCCCAUUGUAGCAGUUGUUUUCAAUUUCCAAGUCACCGAUGCACCCAUCAUAGUCUGUCUUACAUCCCACCGUGCCAAUGUCCAGUUAAAACAUGCUGGCCAAUGGUAAUGUCACCUCCACUACUGAACAACCAAGGGAGAGAAGACUUGGAGAGAAAAAUCGAUCUCCAAUUGAAAGAACUACAGAGCCUACAGGUGUCUUCAUCGUCAGACUCAGUUGACAAUGAGGAUAUUGCAGAUGAAAGACAAAUGCCCUCCAGGUCAGAAAUGGUGAGCACCUCAAUAAACACUGACAUUUCCUGCCUGAAAAAGCCUUGCACUCAGCUAGAGAUCAAGCCAGCCUGGAGAUACUGGAAAAGGGGAUCUCCAGAACCACAGCACAAGCAACCAGGAAGAACAGUUAGAUCUUCUCAUGUUAGCUGUUCCAGGCCUAGACACAUUUGGCAUUCUGGAAACUCUACAGAUGACCACUCCACGAUGACCAAUCACAGCUCUUUAUUUAAGCUGGUACCCAUUUCACCAAAACGAGGAGCCUCUGUCAGGGAACUAUUUCAAUCCACUGAUCCAAAAUCAUUUAUUAAAGCUUCUUCUCCAAUCGUUCUGGCAAUGACCAAAAGGCCAACAAAAGUGAUGCUAUAGUU
Molecule: messenger RNA, 2337 nt
Organism: Triplophysa rosa
Lineage: Eukaryota; Metazoa; Chordata; Actinopteri; Cypriniformes; Nemacheilidae
Gene: lg12h11orf16
Product: linkage group 12 C11orf16 homolog
Exons: 9
Coding region: 470-2335 (621 amino acids)
Source: RefSeq, a predicted model, not a curated record